CGACCAAAGGGCCAAACGGCUCGUCAUUUAGAUAUGACAAGCCCGUCAACCUCAGUGAAGGCCCGCAAGACAUAGUUAGCAGGCUCGGCCUUCUCUCUCGCGGCCUCGCGGUCAGUCAGCGGCUCAGCUGUUCGAUUUCGAUUUCCCCCUCCUUUGCAAGCUCGUCCUCCUUCUGUCUUCUUUAUUUCUUCCUUUGAUCUUCGUAUAUAUUUCCUCAGUUUAUUCCAAUUAAACACAAAUUCAAAUCCGUGAAGUAUCCCGUCACUGCAUUUGGAUUCCGGAUCCAAGUUCCGGGAAGGAAAAAGGGGGUACAGUGGCAGGGACUCCAAUUUGAGUGUUACUUGUUCAUUUAGCUGGGUUUUGAUGACAUACAAGUUAGUUCAGCAUGCGAUAGUGUACUUCUCCGCUUAGCAAAUAUAGCAUUCUGUAAAUGGAAGAAGAGGACCCCAAAGAGCAUGAUAAAAAUGAUGGUGAAGGGGCAGGAUCAGAUGAAGAAGGCCAUGACAGAAAUGAAAGUGUAGGAAUACCACAGACAGAAAAUGAUGGUGAGCAUAAUAGUGUAGUUUCAGGAGGAGUUAAGGCAGAAGUUGUAGUAGUAAAUGAUGAUCUGCUCGAGCAUGCUUCACUGCAAGAUCAGCAUAAAGGUAGGCCUGAUUCAAAUGAUUCUCAAUUUUCAGGCUCUAAUAAUGUGAGACUCUCAUUGGGUGGGAGCAGGGGUAACUUUGAACUUUCCUCUGUGAAUGUUCCAUCUAGGCUUAGUUCUCCUGCAGUUCCUGAGAUACGUCAUGACCACGUUUCAAGCCCUGGGCUUGAUAUGCAAUCUGCUUCUGGUGAUGACAUUAGACAGUCCUGCACUUCAGUCAGCAUUGAUUCUGCAGGGUAUUCAUAUGGGGAUACUGAAUGUGUCGCUGUUGACUCACCACAGAAGUCUAAGUCGAAACAGGUUACACCAAAUGUGUCUCCAGAGCUCUUGCAUUUAGUAGACUCUGCUAUUAUGGGAAAGCCUGAAAGCUUGGAUGAGCUGAAGAAUAUUGUAAGCGGUGCCCAGAGUUUUGGAGAUGGAGAGGAUGCUGACGCUAUUGCAUUCUUGGUAAUUGAUUCACUUCUUGGCACAAUGGGUGGUGUUGAGUCUUUCGAGGAGGAUGGGGAUAAUAAUCCACCCAGUGUGAUGCUGAAUUCUAGAGCUGCCAUUGUGGCAGGUGAGAUCAUUCCCUGGCUUUCUUCUACAGGGGAUAUUGCAGGUCUUAUGUCCCCUAGAACUCGGAUGGUAAGAGGGUUGCUUGCUAUUUUGCGUGCUUGCACUAGAAACCGAGCAAUGUGCUCCUCAGCUGGUUUAUUAGGUGUCUUGCUGCGGUCAGCAGAGAAGAUUUUUGUUCAGGAUGGUGCUACAACAGAGGAAAUGAAAUGGGAUGGAACUCCUUUAUGCUAUUGCAUCCAGCACUUAGCUGGACAUUCACUUACAGCAAGGGACCUGCGUAGCUGGUAUGAAGUAAUCACAAGAACAGUUGCCACUAAAUGGGCCUCUUGCUUGAUGCUCUCUUUGGAGAAGGCCAUGGCUGGAAAAGAGUCAAAGGGUCCAUCAUGUACCUUUGAGUUUGAUGGGGAAAGUUCUGGUUUACUUGGCCCAGGGGAUAGCCGAUGGCCUUUCACCAAUGGAUAUGCAUUUGCUACAUGGAUCUAUAUCGAGUCAUUUGCUGAUACUUUGAAUACAGCUACUGUUGCAGCUGCAAUUGCUGCUGCUGCUGCUGCCACAUCAGGGAAAUCAUCUGCUAUGUCAGCUGCUGCUGCAGCUAGUGCACUAGCUGGUGAAGGCACAGUCCACAUGCCAAGGUUAUUCAGCUUCUUAUCUGCUGAUAAUCAAGGGAUGGAAGCAUACUUCCAUGCACAGUUUUUGGUUGUUGAAUGUGGUAGUGGGAAAGGAAGGAAAGCUUCUUUGCACUUUACUCAUGCAUUUAAGCCACAGUGUUGGUAUUUUAUUGGUCUUGAACACUCUUAUAGGCAAGGGCUCCUUGGAAAAGCCGAAAGUGAGUUAAGGUUAUAUAUAGAUGGUUCCUUAUAUGAAAGCCGUCCAUUUGAUUUUCCACGAAUCUCUAAACCACUUGCGUUUUGCUGCAUUGGUACUAAUCCUCCUCCAACCAUGGCUGGGUUACAACGGCGCCGUCGUCAGUGCCCUUUAUUUGCUGAGAUGGGUCCUAUAUAUAUUUUCAAAGAACCAAUUGGACCAGAUAGAAUGGCACGCUUAUCUUCAAGAGGUGGGGAUGUGCUCCCUUCUUUCGGUCAUGCAUCUGCAUCACCUUGGCUAGCGACAAAUGAUUAUGUCCAAAGAGUUGCAGAAGAAAGUGCUCUUUUAGAUGCAGAAAUUGCAGGAAGCCUUCAUCUCCUUUAUCAUCCUAACUUGCUUAGUGGGCGGUAUUGUCCCGAUGCGUCUCCAUCUGGCGUUGCAGGCCUACAUCGGAGGCCUGCGGAGGUUCUUGGACAAGUUCAUGUUGCUACAAGAAUGCGUCCUGCUGAAUCUCUCUGGGCUUUGGCUUAUGGAGGUCCAAUGUCAUUGCUUCCCUUGGCAAUAAGCAAUAUGGAUGAGAAUAGCUUGGAACCUCAACAAGGUGACAUUUCUUUGUCAUUGGCCACCACAGCUCUUGCUGCUCCUAUUUUUAGAAUUAUCUCUUUGGCCAUUCAGCAUUCUGGAAAUAAUGAUGAGUUGAGUCGUAGAAGAGGGCCUGAAGUUCUGUCGAGAAUAUUAAACUACCUUCUACAAACUUUAUCUUCACUUGAUGUUGGGAAGCGUGAUGGAGUCGCAGAUGAGGAGCUUGUUGCAGGAGUUGUCUCUUUAUGUCAAUCACAGAAGCAUAAUCAUACACUCAAGGUGCAGCUUUUCAGUACAUUGCUACUGGAUCUGAAGAUUUGGAGCUUAUGCAGCUAUGGGUUACAGAAGAAGCUUCUAUCUUCCCUUGCAGAUAUGGUCUUCACAGAGUCAUCUGUGAUGCGUGACUCUAAUGCUAUUCAGAUGCUUCUAGAUGGCUGUAGGAAAUGCUAUUGGACAAUUCGUGAAAGUGACUCUGUUAAUUCAUUCUCCAUAGCUGGGGAAUCACGUCCUAUUGGUGAAAUCAAUGCAUUGGUUGAUGAACUGUUGGUUGUUAUUGAACUUCUAGUUGUGGCUGCUUCACCAUCAUUUGCCAUGGAUGAUAUCAAAUGUUUGCUUGGUUUCAUGGUUGACUGUCCUCAGCCAAAUCAGGUUGCACGCGUUUUGCAUCUCAUUUACAGGUUGGUGGUGCAACCAAAUACAUUUCGUGCACAGAGCUUUGCUGAAGCAUUCCUGUCAUGUGGUGGUAUAGAGUCACUUCUUUUCCUAUUGCAGCGGGAGGCAAAGGCAGGAGAUCAUGAUGAUCUAGACUAUCCUUCAGAUCCGGAUGAUAACACUGUAUCAGCCCAGGAAACAGAACUAGACAGUGAAGGUCGGGUUUUGGAAAGUACACAAGCUGAUGAAACAGUUGGCGCAAAGGAAGGAGAAAGGAUUUUACAUGAAAUGGCAUCUAAACCUGGGUCUUUUAGUAGUACAGGUCUGAAUGCUUCUGCUAGGUCUAAUAUCGGAAAGACACAGUCACUCCCUGAGAAUGCUUUUUUGAAGAACUUGGGUGGCAUAAAUUUUUCAAUAAGUGCAGAAAAUGCUCGGAAUAAUGUAUAUAACAUUGAUAGAGGAGAUGGUAUCGUUUUUGGGAUUAUCAACCUCUUAGGCACUUUAGUUUCAUCAGGAUAUCUGAAGUUUGGUAUGCAGUCACAUCCAGAUGUGACAAACAACACAUUGGCUUUGUUUGAGGGAGGUGGCACUAUGUUUGAUGAUAAGGUUUCCCUUCUACUUUUUGCUUUACAAAAGGCUUUCCAAGCAGCACCAAAUAGGCUUAUGACUAGCAGUGUGUACAGAGCUUUAUUGGGUGCCUCGAUGAAUGUUUCAUUAACUGAUGAGGGAUUAAACUUUUAUGACUCUGGCCAUCGCUUUGAGCAUAUACAACUUUUGUUGGUUCUCUUACGCUCGCUUCCAUAUGCAUCAAUGGCAUUGCAAGGCCGAGCACUACAGGAUCUCUUGAUUUUGGCUUGCAGUCAUCCUGAAAAUAGAAGCACUCUGACUAAGAUGGCGGAAUGGCCUGAAUGGAUUUUGGAGAUUCUUAUAUCAAACCAUGAGACAGGAGCAAGUAAAAAUGCCAAUUCGUCCAGCUUGCAGGAUGUUGAAGAUGCCAUACACAAUUUUCUGAUUAUCAUCUUGGAACAUUCAAUGCGUCAGAAGGAUGGAUGGCAGGAUAUUGAAGCUACAGUUCAUUGUGCAGAAUGGCUUUCUAUGGUGGGUGGUUCUAGCACUGGAGAUCAAAGAAUCAGACGGGAAGAAUCAUUGCCAAUUUUCAAAAGAAGGCUGUUGGGAGGCUUGCUGGAGUUUGCUGCAAGGGAAUUGCAGGUCCAGAGUGAAGCUAUUGCUAAAGCAGCUGCUGGUAUAGCAGCCGAAGGGUUGUCCCCUAGGGGUGCUAAAAUUGGAGCUGAGAAUGCUGCCCAACUUUCAGUUAUCUUGGUUGAGAAUGCAAUUGUGAUUUUGAUGCUUGUUGAAGAUCAUUUAAGGCUGCAAAGCAAACUUUACCGUGCUUCACGUUUUCCCCCUGGUUCUGUUUCUCCACUUUCAAUUGUUAUGCCUGUUGUGAAUCAGUCGACAAGAUCAUCAGCUAGUGAUACUGGUGGGAUCCCAGUUGAUGUUCUUGCUUCAAUGGCUGACGCAAAUGGUCAAAUUUCUGCAUCUGUGAUGGAAAGGCUUACUGCAGCAGCUGCUUCUGAACCAUAUCAAUCAGUUUCUAGUGCAUUCAUAUCAUAUGGAAGUUGUGCUGUAGAUUUGGCUGAGGGAUGGAAGUACAGGAGUCGUUUAUGGUAUGGAUUUGGUUUACCCUCAAAUGCUCCAGUCUUUGGUGGUGGUGGCAGUGGUUGGGAACCUUGGAAUUCUGCAUUGGAAAAAGACUCUAAUGGAAACUGGGUUGAACUCCCCUUAAUUAAAAAGUCUGUUGUGAUGCUUGAAACUUUGUUAUUAGAUGAGUCUGGAAUUGGUGGUGGUCUUGGUAUUGGAGGAGGAUCUGGUACUGGAAUGGGAGGCAUGGCAGCAUUGUACAAUAUGUUAGAUAGUGACCAGCCAUUUUUAUGUAUGCUGAGAAUGGUACUCAUUUCAUUAAGGGAAGAAGAUGAUGGUAAAGAUCACAUGCCAAAGAGUUGCAUAGAUGCAGAUGGUUCAUCAGAGGCUUUAGGUGGAGAAACUAGUGAUAUGGCAUUGUUAGACAACAGUGCUUCUAUUUCAUCAAGAAAACCACGAACUUCAGUGUUGUGGAGUGUUCUUUCACCUAUUCUCAACAUGGCAGUUUCCGAGUCCAAGAGACCACGGGUGCUGGUUGCAUCUUGUAUUCUGUAUUCUGAGGUGUGGCAUGCUGUUGCUAGAGACAGAACUCCUCUGCGGAAACAAUAUCUGGAGGCUAUUUUACCUCCAUUUGUUGCUGUUUUAAAGAGGUGGAGACCCCUUUUGGCCAGAAUUCAUGAGCUUGCUACUGCUGAUGGUGUGAAUCCUCUUGCAGUUGAUGACCCUGCACUGGCUGCUGAUGCCUUGCCAAUUGAGGCUUCCCUUGCUAUGGUCACCCCAAGCUGGGCUGCUGCUUUUGCAUCACCGCCUGCUGCUUUGGCAUUGUCAAUGAUGGCUGCUGGUGCUGGUGGAGGUGAAACUGCUGCUCCUGGAGCAACUCCACAGCUCAGACGUGAUUCCUCAUUUUUUGAGCAAAAAAGGCCCAAACUCCAUACUUUCUCAAGCUUUCAAAAACCUUUGGAGGCUCCCAGUAAAUCUCUAACUGUUCCAAGGGACAAUGCUGCAGCAAAGGCAGCUGCACUGGCUGUUGCACGAGAUCUUGAGCGCAGUGCAAAGAUUGGUUCAGGAAGAGGUCUCACUGCAGUGGCAAUGGCUACCUCUGCACAGAGACGAAGUAGGAGUGAUACUGAACGUGUGAAGAGAUGGAAUGUUUCUGAAGCCAUGGGGGUUGCCUGGCUGGAAUGCCUGCGGGAAGUUGAUACCAAAUCAGUUCAUGGGAAAGAUUUUACUGCGCUAUCUUACAAAUUCAUUGCUGUUCUGGUUGGAAGUUUAGCUUUAGCAAGAAACAUGCAACGAUCGGAGGUUGAAAGGCGCAAACAAGUUGAUGUAAUAGCACAACAUCGUUUGUACUGUGGAAUACGUGAAUGGCGGAAACUUAUUCACAGCUUGAUAGAGACCAAAUGCCUUUUUGGUCCAUCUAGUCUUCAUCUAUACAAUAACCAGCAUGUUUACUGGAAGCUGGAUAAUAUGGAAACAUCUUCAAGAAUGAGAAGAUGCUUGAGAAGAAAUUACAGAGGCUCAGAUCAUUUUGGAGCUGCUGCAAAUUAUGAUGAUCAGAAGCCAAGGCUAGAAGAAGUUAGUGCAAUCAGUCCAUCUAAAGCUUCACUUUUAGUGGCAGAAGCUAUAUCUAUGGAGGAUGUGAAUGAGGAUUAUGAGCAGGAGACCUCAAAUUCGGAGGGGAGAGUAGAUGACACUCAACAGCAUGGAGAGAUUCAGAACCAACAAUCUGCAACUGCUGAGCAGCCUCUGCAGACAUCUAAAGAAUCUGGGAAUCCACUGCUUGCUGCUGAACCAGACCCCACGACAGUGCAUAGUCCCUCAGUAGUGGCCCCAGGUUAUAUUCCUAGCGAACAUGAUGAAAGGAUUGUCCUUGAGCUUCCAUCAUCAAUGGUUAGGCCUUUGAAGGUUUUAAGAGGAAUGCUUCAAAUAACUACAAGAAGGAUGAAUUUUAUUAUUGAUAAUGCUGAGAGCAGUGCUGCUGUCAAUGGGCUUGACUGCAAAACUGAAGAGAGGGUCCAGGAAAAGGAUCGAACCUGGCCAAUCUCUUCCCUUCAUCAUAUAUAUAGCAGAAGGUAUCUAUUGAGGAGAAGUGCAUUGGAAUUGUUUAUGGUUGACCGAUCAAACUUCUUCUUUGAUUUCGGGAGCGCUGAGGCAAGAAGAAAUGCCUAUCGAGCAAUUGUACAAACUCGCCCUCCUCAUUUGAAUAACAUUUACCUGGCAACACAGAGACCUGAACAACUCUUGAAAAGAACUCAACUUAUGGAACGUUGGGCUCGAUGGGAGAUUAGCAACUUUGAAUAUCUAAUGCAACUAAACACACUGGCUGGGCGUAGUUAUAAUGACAUUACACAGUAUCCUGUUUUCCCAUGGAUUCUAUCAGAUUACAGUUCCACCACCUUGGAUCUUGCCAAUCCUUCUUGUUACCGUGAUCUCUCAAAGCCUGUUGGUGCACUAAAUGCUGACAGACUUGAGAAGUUUCAGGAAAGAUACUCUAGUUUUGAUGACCCUGUCAUCCCAAAAUUCCACUAUGGUUCACACUAUUCCACUGCUGGAUCAGUUAUGUAUUAUCUUGUUAGAGUGGAACCCUUUACUACUUUAUCAAUUCAACUACAAGGGGGAAAAUUUGACCAUGCAGACAGAAUGUUUUCGGAUAUUGCUGCCACAUGGAAAGGAGUUCUUGAGGACAUGAGUGAUGUGAAGGAGUUGGUUCCAGAGCUGUUUUAUCUUCCGGAAGCACUCACCAAUGAGAAUUCAAUUGACUUUGGCACAACACAAGUUGGAGAAAAGCUUGAUUUUGUUCGUCUUCCACCUUGGGCUGAAAGCCCAGUUGAUUUCAUUCAUAAGCAUCAGAUGGCACUUGAGAGUGAGCAUGUCUCAGAACAUUUACAUGAAUGGGUUGAUUUAAUUUUUGGGUAUAAGCAACGAGGAAAAGAAGCUAUAUUGGCAAAUAAUGUUUUCUUUUAUAUUACAUAUGAAGGGACCGUGGACAUUGACAAAAUCUCAGACCCAGUCCAACAGCGUGCUACACAAGAUCAGAUUGCUUAUUUUGGACAGACACCAUCACAACUGCUAACGGUUCCUCACAUUAAAAGGAUGCCACUAAAAGAUGUUCUUCACCUACAGACUAUCUUCAGGAACCCCACUGUUGUUAAGCAGUAUACUGUUCCUUACCCUGAGCGCUGCAACCUACCUGCUGCUGCAAUCCAUGCAUCUGCAGAUUCUCUUGUAAUCGUUGAUAUAGGUGCUCCAGCUGCACACAUAGCACAGCAUAAAUGGCAGUCAAACACACCUGAUGGCCAAGGCAGUCCUUUUCUUUUUCAACAUGGAAGACCUAGUGUCAGUUCUGCUGGUGGAGCAUUCAUGCGUAUGUUCAAGGGGCCAACAGUUUCUGGGUCAGAAGAGUGGAAUUUUCCACUCUCCAUGGCAUUUCCAACUUCUGGAAUCAGAAGCUCUGCAAUAGUUUCCAUCACUAGUGACAAGGAAAUUAUCACGGGUGGGCAUGUUGAUAACAGUGUAAGACUGAUAUCAGCAGAUACAGCAAAAACCUUGGAAAUAGCUAGAGCACACUGUGCCCCUGUGACAUGCCUGGCUACUUCUCCUGACAGCAAUUAUCUUGUGACGGGUUCUUGUGAUGCGGUAGUUCUACUUUGGAGAUUACAUAAGGUCUCAACAUCCCAAGCACCUAAUGUAUCGGACUCCACUGGCUCUAGCACACCUGCUGGUAAUAUGACAGCAAACACCUCUAUGGAGAGGAGGAAGCAUCGGAUUGAAGGUCCCAUACAUGUGCUAAGGGGCCAUCUUGGAGAAAUAUCAUGCUGCUGCAUCAAUUCAGAUCUUGGAAUUGUUGUUUCAUGUUCCAACUCAUCAGAUGUCUUGUUGCAUUCAAUCAGAAGGGGCAGGUUAAUAAGAAGGCUAGUUGGUGUGGAGGCUCAUAUGGUCUGCCUAUCAUCUGAUGGAGUUGUAAUGGCUUGGAACAGAGAUCUUAAAACUCUUAGCACCUUUACUCUUAAUGGAAUUCUUAUUGCUAGGACAUGUUUCCCCACCUCUAAUGUUGGUUGCAUGGAGGUUUCUGCCGAUGGACAGAAUGCUUUAGUCGGGCUGAACCCAUCUUUGGAUUAUGAUGGACGAUUCUCUGACAAUGAGAAGAACUUGAAGCUUUCAGGAGCUGAAGAUCUUGGUGACGCUAACGAUGGACAUAGACUUGGCAUCCCCUUACCUUCCAUUUGCUUUGUUGAUAUUUAUAGUCUAAAGGUCUUUCACACUAUGGAACUUGGUGAGGGGCAAGAUAUUACAGCUUUGGCACUGAACAAGGACAACACAAAUCUUAUAGUAUCUACUGCUGAUAAACAGUUGAUGAUCUUCACAGAUCCUGCUUUGAGCUUAAAGGUGGUGGAUCACAUGCUUAAGCUAGGUUGGGAAGGCGAUGGGCUUAGUCCGCUUGUAAAAUGAGUGUCUCAAGAAAUUGAACCCUUGGUUUAAACUUAGAGCCUGCGCAGUUUGUAUCUGAGAGAGACGAGUUUGGCUGUGUAUGCUUUGUAUUCAAGGAUUCGAUCACACCUUACAUAAAGAAACUAUACCGAGUGGAAGAUAUGUUGUAAUCAGGAAUCAAGAUGAGGUAUAACUCUGACAUGUAUCAUGAUUGUGAUUGUGAUGUAUUAGAUAUCACGGUGCUGAUGCUGGUCACGAGUUUUGGCUCUGAUUAGCAGUUUUUGACUCCCGUUGAGUUGAAAAUUUACCCAGAAGAUCGCCGUCUAGUUGUGUAUAUUUGUUCAAAUUUUGUUGGUACCAGAGUAGGUUUUCAUGGAGUUGGGCGUAUCAUGUAAGCUGUUGUAUUGUGACAUAGACUGCAAAUACAUUCUGAAUGCAUCGUGUAGAUUUUUAGGAACAGCUCUGCAGAUGCACUUAUCUGUUCACUUAAAUGAACACGUUGCUUUUAUUCAAGUGAAUGAUAGUGGACAUAUAAUAUUGUUCCAAUGAAUAUGUUGCACGUUCUUAGCAAGGAAAA
Molecule: messenger RNA, 9881 nt
Organism: Ipomoea triloba (trilobed morning glory)
Lineage: Eukaryota; Viridiplantae; Streptophyta; Magnoliopsida; Solanales; Convolvulaceae
Product: BEACH domain-containing protein C2-like
Exons: 32
Coding region: 431-9325 (2964 amino acids)
Molecular function (GO): protein binding
Source: RefSeq, a predicted model, not a curated record